AUAACCUAAGUUAACCUAAAAAAUGUCACAUUAAUAAAUAAAAAGACAAGUGAGAAAUUACAACAUUUAAUUAAAUUUGGUACACUAUUUAAUUAUGAUGGAUAGAUUACAACUGACUUUGGCUAUAUUAAAACCACACGUGGUUAAAAACCCAAUAUUCGUUCAACGAAUUAGAGACAUAAUUUUGAGUUCUGCCUUCAAAAUAGUGCGCUCUAAACGCUCACAAAUAACAUUAUCACAAGCUGAGGAAUUUUACGGUGAACACAAGAAAAGAUUCUUUUACAACCGCCUAAUAACUAUGAUAACAAGUGGACCUUCUGAUAUUUUAAUUAUGGCAAGACCAAAUGCAAUACAACACUGGAGAAAUUUAAUGGGACCAACACAAUUCUUUAGAGCUCAAUUUGAAGCACCUGAAAGUAUAAGGGCACAAUUUGGAUUAUCGGAUACUAGAAAUGCUACACAUGGCUCAGAUUCCCCAGAAUCAGCCAGAAGAGAAAUACGAUUGUUUUUCAAAGAUUUUGAUUACGAUGAUUGGUUUUUAAAGGAAGAAAUGCAUUUUAGGGAAGAGAAUGUACAUUUUUUGGCUGAUAUUUUUGUUCACAGAAUAAAUAAUGAUGAAGAAACACCUACUUAGUAAGAUUAUAAAUGGAGAAGACUUUAUUAUCAAAAUGUGUUACCAAAGUUAUAUUAUAUAUGAGUACCCACAUUGUUACCUAUUUAACAAUAUUUGGGUUUUUAAAUAAAAUACUAUUUAUGAAUCGA
Molecule: messenger RNA, 762 nt
Organism: Aethina tumida (small hive beetle)
Lineage: Eukaryota; Metazoa; Arthropoda; Insecta; Coleoptera; Nitidulidae
Product: nucleoside diphosphate kinase 6
Exons: 3
Coding region: 95-634 (179 amino acids)
Biological process (GO): UTP biosynthetic process; CTP biosynthetic process; GTP biosynthetic process
Molecular function (GO): nucleoside diphosphate kinase activity
Source: RefSeq, a predicted model, not a curated record